Molecule: messenger RNA, 34867 nt
Organism: Podarcis lilfordi (Lilford's wall lizard)
Lineage: Eukaryota; Metazoa; Chordata; Lepidosauria; Squamata; Lacertidae
Source: the annotation of a GenBank genome assembly
AUGAGAGCCGCCAGCGAGCUCCACGAAGGAAGGAACCUCUUUGGCAAGCACGGAUGUUGCAAAAGGCGAGUGCGGUCCGCCUACAUUGGACAUGGUGAGUCGUCUGGAAAGCCAGGUUCUCUUCCAGCUGCUCUGUCUUCUGGUUUCCUCUGCUUGUUUCGUUUUAAACUUUCAUAUCCUGCUUUUCACCCCGCACUUUGAAGGACGUGAAUCCGGGGAGCUAUAGUUUGCGUCUGGUGAAACUACAGUUCCCAAAAAUUUUCAGGGGAAGAAGACUGUGUGCUUUAAAUGCAUAGUGUGGAUUUGAUCUCUGACUUUAAAGAACGUUGCAAGGCUUUGAGGUGGUCGCAACCAAGGAAACAGCCUUGAGAGAAAAAUGAAAGUCUCCCCUUUCUAAAAAAAAUGGAUGGAUGAAUGAAUGCCAACAUUAAAAAUAUGGGGAGGGGGGAAAACAGAACAGGCAAGGAGCAGGAAAAUAUAUUGCCCAUCAAAUGUUAAUUAUUACGGAUUUAAAAAUGCAACGAUUCAUGAAUAGGCGUCACUUUUAACGGCUGGGCGAACCGAUGUGGUACAGUAGUUGAACAUGGAGGUGGGUUCGAAUUCCCACUCUGCCCUUAAGCUUGGGCCAGUCACUCGCUCUAUGCCUAAACCCCCUCACAGGGUUGUUGUGGGAUUUAACGAAGAAGCUGGAGAACCAUAUAAAUCACAUUUAGCUCCAUAGGGGAAAAUUUGGCAUGUUGUAGAUGCAAUCAAGGGACGCGGGUGGCGCUGUGGGUUAAACCACAGAGCCUAGGACUUGCCAAUCAGAAGGUCGGCGGUUCGAAUCCCCAUGAUGGGGUGAGCUCUCGUUGCUCAGUCCCUGCUCCUGCCAACCUAGCAGUUCGAAGCACGUCAAAGUGCAAGUAGAUAAAUAGGUACCGCUCCGGCGGGAAGGUAAACGGCGUUUCCGUGCGCUGCUCUGGUUUGCCAGAAGCGGCUUAGUCAUGCUGGCCACAUGACCCGGAAGUUGGACGCCGGCUCCCUCGGCCAGUAAAGCGAGAUGAGCGCCGCAACCCCAGAGUCGGCCACAACUGGACCUAAUGGUCAGGGGUCCCUUUACCUUUUAGAUGCAAUCAAUUGAUUGAUGGACCGGUCAAAUAAAGUCAAACCACUGGUUUAGAUGCAUACACUCUGUGUAUGCUUUGUAACAGGCUCCUCCUGCCCCCUCCCACCUGUAGUCCUCUAGUCAGGGGAAGCUUACUUCUCAGAGCAGGCUUAUACAUGUCUACUCGGGAGUAAGCCCCACCGAUUUCUCUGGGACUUACUCAAAGUUAAGUGCGCAUAGGAUUGCAGCCUUGAACGAUGGCACGUGUAACAUUUCAGUCGCAUCUCUUACACUCCCGUGCUUUAAAUACGUGUGAUAUUCCGUUUGCUUGUCUGUUCCGGUACAGUAUUUUUGUUUAGAAUAAAUGGAAGAAGAGCAAAAGAGCGAUCAAAUGCGGAGGCCCAUAGAGUGCUGGGAAGAAUUUUCCUUUUUAAAAAUUAUAAUAAUAAUAAUAAAGUCCGAAUCUUGACAGUUUUAAGGCUUCGGUCUUCCUUAUCCAGAACUUUUAGAAACAUUUCCUGUAUAAAGGUGAGAGCUGCCAGCUGUUGCUUUGACAUCUGCAUUGCAGAUGUCAGAAAUGCAAAAAACAAACAAAAACAGAAAAAAACACCAACCCCUCUAGGUCUUCUUAAGAAUCAGGUGUGAAUUCAGACCCUUUGGGUUUGUUUGUGGGGGUUUUGAGGUGGGGAGCUGUUAUGUACUGAGUUGAAUAGGAUCCAAACUGCAGCAGUCUGAUUGGUCCUAGAACAAUAGGAUCCAAAAUGCAGCAGUCUGAUUGGUCCUAGAACAAUAGGAUUCAGAAUGCAGCAGUCUGAUUGGUCCUAGAACAAUGCAGCAGUAUGAUUGGUUGGCAGGAACCACCCAAUCCUGCUCCAGAUAGAAGUGAAUCCACAACCUGAUUGGCUUACAGUAGAAUUCCGGAAUUAGCCAAUCAUGUGCAGCCCAUUGUGUAAAUAAUGUAUAUAAAGCAGAUACUGUGAGGGGACAUUCAUUCAUUCCUCCUCACCACUAUGAACUGAAUAAAGAGCAUGAAAUCACUUUGCGACUCUGAGUAUAUUUCAGGAGCAAUCUUUGCAUUUCCCUCAUCCUAUAUUUGUGCGUUUCGUUCUUCCUGCCUAAGUGCAAGACCUUACAUUUGUCCCCGCUGAAAUUCAUUUUGCCAGCCUGAAAACGCAGGUCUCCCAUCUGUUAAUCAAUCAAGAGAAACUUUAUUCGCCUCAGCCAACGGCUGUAGCAACAAGAGAACAUUGUAAUAUACAUGGAAGAAAAUGGAAAUUAAAUAUAAGAACACAGUUUAGGGUCCUGAGUCGACAGUCGGAUAAUGGACCGUCUUCUCUGACCUGUUAAGGUCAUCUUGAAUCCUGAAGAUUCUGUCUGGAAGUUUCCUCCAGUUCGGAGUUGAUCAGGAAUGGACUGUCAUUCCUUUAUGCCAGUGAUGGCCAGACUUGGCCCUCCAGAUGUUUUGGGACUACAACUCCCAUCCCUAGCUAGCAGGACCAGUGGUCAGGGAUGAUGGGAACUGUAGUCCCAAAACAGCUGGAGGGCCAAGUUUGGCCAUCACUGCUUUAUGUUUAUCUUUGCCACCAGAAGAUGGAGCUAGCCCAAAGGAUAAGGGCAGCCUUUGUACCUCUGUCUCCCAGCAGCCAAGAUUUCACUACUACUUCUUUGGCGAUCCCUAGUAGCCGAGUAAGAUUGUCUUCCAUGAACACGGUUUUAACAGUGAAUCCAUAAGUGACUGUGGAGGCCAGUUCUGGAUCCACACGUCCUUCCACAGUGAGGAUGUAGGUUUCUGGGCAGGAGUUGACCACGGUGAGGGUUUGCCAAGUGUGCCUUCCUCUUAGCACGUUUCUCCCUUUUGUCCUGAGUUCGAGUGUCUUCAAAGCCCAUGACACCUUUGGCAAAGGUUGUUCUGAAACUGGACCGCUCACAGGCCAGUGUUUCCCAGUUGUCGGUGUUUAUACUACAUUUUUUAAGAUUUGCCUUGAGACAGUCUUUAAACCUCUUUUGUUGACCACCAGCAUUACGCUUUCCAUUUUAAAGUUUGGAAUAGAGUACAGUGGUACCUCAGGUUGCAUACGCUUCAGGUUACAUACGCUUCAGGUUACAGACUCCGCUAACCCAGAAAUAGUACCUCAGGUAAAGAACUUUGCUUCAGGAUGAGAACAGAAAUCGUGCUCCGGUGGCGUGGCAGCAACAGGUGCUUCAGGUUAAGAACUGUUUCAGGUUAAGAACGGACCUCCGGAACGAAUUAAGUACUUAACCCGAGGUACCACUGUAGUUGCUUUGGAAGAUGAUAAUCAGGCAUCCGAACAACAUGGCCAGUCCAACAAAGUUGAUGUUGAAGUAUCACUCUGGGGUUGCGGCUCUCAUCUCGCUUUACUGGCCGAGGGAGCCGGCGUACAGCUUCCGGGUCAUGUGGCCAGCAUGACCAAGCCGUUUCUGGCGAACCAGAGCAGCGCACGGAAACGCCGUUUACCUUCCCGCCGGAGCGGUACCUAUUUAUCUACUUGCACUUUGACGUGCUUUCGAACUGCUAGGUUGGCAGGAGCAGGCGACCGAGCAACGGGAGCUCACCCCGUCACGGGGAUUCGAAUCUCCGACCUUCUGAUCGGCAAGUCCUAGGCUCUGUGGUUUAACCCACAGCACCACCCGCGUCCCUAUUGGUAAUAUACAGAUAGAUAAAUUAAGGAUCUUUACAAUUUUAUAAUAUGCAGAGAAUAACAUGUGUUGAGAAACCAGAGAGAGGAGCUGAGGGAAGUCUGGUGGGGGGGGGGAAGGGUGGGUUUUUCUUUUUUAGGGGGGGAGGGAAAAAUGGGGGGGGAGGAGGAUGUAUUUUUGAUAAACUGUUAUGUUGAAAUUCCUAAUUAAAAAUAUUCAAGAAAAAAAAAAGAUAACAACAGGGCAACUGACUUUCGGGUUUGGUGGGUGCGCGUCAGUAAACGAGGGGAAUUAAGACUAAGAGAGAUGAGUGGGGGGUGCUUGUGUAAUCUCACUGUAUUCAAGUUGUACAAGUGACAAUAAAGUAUUUCCAUUUGCAGGGGGCUGGACUAGAUGACCCUUGGGUCCCUUCCAACUCUACAAGUUUAUGAUUCUUUUUUCUCCCAAUUUUUUUUUAUUGAUUUUCCAAAUUUAUAACAAACAUAGCAACAAACAAGAAAAACAUUACAAUAUCGAAAAGCAAACAGACAAACAAACAAACAUUUAUCCUAACUGUUAUAGUCCCACUUCUGUUAUCAUUGUUGGGUGACUUCCACAAAUCCCCUAGCUGAGUUUCCAUAUAGCUCAUUGUAGCAGUUUCCAACACUAUUUUCAUAUAAGAUUUACUUGUUCAAUUAACAUCUUUCUUUCUUUUCAUUUUAACUUCUAUCCGUGGUAUUAUACAAUUUCCCAUAUUUAAAUCCUAGGCCAAUCUGUUACUCACAAGUAAUUCUGUUUAAGUUAUCUUAACAUAUUUAGCUAAAUAAUCUUUAAAUUUCUUCCAUUCUUUUUUAAAAAAAUAAUAUUUAUUGACUUUCCAACCAUUUAAACACAAUAAAACAGAAAAAACAAAAAAGAAAAAGCAAAGAAGAAAAAGAGAAAAAGCAUAAGAUUAACAAAACAAGACGCAAACCAUUUAAAACACGAAACAAUUUCAAUGUCUUAACUUUCAUUCCCUUAUUUCCACGACCUCCUCACACCUCCCUUUUUAUAUUCCACUUCUAUUAAUUGUUUCAGCAAUUCCUUUCCAUCUUCCUCUGUUUUCUAUCCUAUAAUUAUCUUAACAUAUUCUAAUCUUAUUUUUCCCUUUAAUACUCUAUUAGUCUAUUUAUACUUAAUUCCUUAUAGCAUUUCUACUAAAGCCAUACAACUUCAUUCCAACAUUUUUCUAACAUUCAUUAUUUCUGCAAUAUUUCUAUACAUAGUCUUAAACUUUUUCCAGUCUUCUUCCACCGACUCUUCUCCCUGGUCUCGGAUUUCUGCCAGUUGUUUCCGCCAAUUCCAUAUAGUCCAUCAACUUCAUCUGCCAUUCUUCCCGGAUAGAUAAAUCUUGUGUCUUCCAGUACUUCACAAUGAGUAUUCUUGCUGCUAUUGUUGCAUACAUGUGACAAAUUCUAUCCUUCUUUAACACCAAUUGACCGACCAUGCCCAGGAGAAAGGCCUCUGGUUUCUUCAACAGGGUAUAUUUAAAUACCUUUUUCAUUUCGUUAUGAAUCAUCUCCCAGAGUGUCUUAAUCCUUGGGCAUGUCCACCAAAGGUGAACUCUAAUCCUCAAAUUCGUCUGUUUUUCCUUAAAUUCAGUCAUAGCGAGCGUCAACUUAUGUUCAUCAAAUUGCCUCUGUAGGGCUGGUAAAUUUCUUCCAUUCUUCUUGAUAUUUCAAGAAGUAUUUCAAUUUGCAGGGGGUUGGACUAGAUGACCCUCGGGUCCCUUCCAACUCUACAAGUUUAUGAUUCUACGAAAGAACGCCCACACCCCCGCCAAGCUACACACCAGGCCCUUCAGAGGAGCUACAACCAGAACAAGUGACUUGCCUAUCUCCUAGACACACACACAAAAACCGCCUAGAGACUCCAGCACAGUUUAUUUUCUGUGCUAACAUCUGGUGGCCUCGCUCCAGCAGUUGCAAGCUCUUUUUAAAAAAUCCACAUUUUCAGCAGAAAGCAAGGCCACACAUUCACGGCAUUUCAGAACACCGUUUUUUUAUAGCGCUGCCCUGAAUUGCUUCUCUCCCCCACCCCCUUAAUCACUUGGUCAGAUUUGUGCCAAAAAACAAAAAACAAAACAAAACCAACAACAGGAGGAUGAAAACUGUACAUUCCUUAGCUGGUAUUUUUGGGCAUUAGCCUCCUUCAUCAUAAACUGAAAGGGCAGAAGCAAGAAAACCUUUAUUCAGAGAUGUCCUUGCAAGCUCAUCUCUGCUCCCCAGGCCCCAGCCCCUGCCAGAUCUGAUCCUUUUGUCUAUUUGACACUUUGCAGAUUACGGUCUCCCACUGGUUUGCUAAUCUAAUACCUGGUACUGGUCUCACACCCUAUUAACACAGCUAAGACAGUGAAAGGAAUGGUAAAUAGUCAUCGCAAACUGGUCUUAGGUGAAAUGUCUGGAUGUUUUUUGUUUGUUUGUUUUAAUAACUAUUUUUUAUGUGUUGUACAUCGUGUUUUUUUAACCUUGUCCUUCAACCGAAGUGCAUUGCUUCCCCAAAGAAACCUGGGAACUAUAGUUUCACCCUUGUUUAAUAGGCGCAAUAUGGGUAUUGAUUCAGCACUCAGCUGAACUACAGAAUUUACUCACUCAGGAAGCAGUGGCUUGGGGCAGAUCCUCUAAGUGUCCCUAUUUUCCAGGGACAGUCCCAGAUUUACAGAAGCUGCCCCGGUUUCUGAUUUGAUCCCAGAAUGUCCCGCUUUUCCGUAAAGGUAAAGGGACCCCUGACCAUUAGGUCCAGUCGUGACCGACUCUGGGGUUGCGGGCUCAUCUUGCUUUAUUGGCCGAGGGAGCCGGCAUACAGCUUCCGGGUCAUGUGGCCAGCAGGACUAAACCGCUUCUGGCGAACCAGAGCAGUGCACGGAAAUGCCGUUUACCUUCCCGCCAGAGUGGUACCUAUUUAUCUACUUGCACUUUGAUGUGCUUUCAAACUGCUAGGUUGGCAGGAGCAGGGACCGAGCAACGGGAGCUCACCCCAUCGCUGGGAUUCGAACCGCCAAUCUUCUGAUCGGCAAGUCCUAGGCUCUGUGGUUUAACCCACAGCGCCACCCGCGGCCCCUGCUUUUCCUUAGGACAUCCCUAUUUUCAUUGGGGGACGCUGGUGGCGCUGUGGGUUAAACCACAGAGCCUAGGAAGCGAGAUGAGCGUUGCAACCCCAGAGUUGGUCACGACAGGACCUAAUGGUCAGGGGUCCCUUUACCUUUACCUAUUUUCAUUGGAAAAAUGUUGGAGGGUGUGGAGUUAUGCAACCUCCGAGCCAAGGAGAUAAGUAAUUAUACAACCUUUAGAAGAUAUCUGGAGGCAGCCCUCUAUAGGGAAGUUUUUAAAAGUUUAAUGCUUUAUUAUGUUUUUAUACGUUGAAAGUCGCCCAGAGUGGCUCGGGCAACUCAGUCAGAUGGGUGGGGUAUAAUAAUAAUAAUAAUAAUAAUAAUAAUAAUAAUAAAUUUUAUUUAUACCCCGCCCUCCCCAGCCAAGACCGGGCUCAGGGCGGCUAACACCAAACAUAAAAACAAUUGAUUAGAAUACAGCUUAAAAACAAAAUUAAAAUACAACACUAAAACAUUCAAAAGGCAGCCUUAUUUCAGUGGAACUCAAUCAAAAACCUUUUUGGGGGAUAAAAACGUCAAGUCUUCACCAUCCAGACUGGUCCUACAUGGGCUAGAUGACAUCGCAAGGGAUCGUUGCUUUAGUUGAGCGAGAAAAAUUCUCAGGGAUGAUUCACACCCUGGCCAGCACCUCUUUAAUCGUCUACCUACCCUUGGGCAGGAGAUAUAAAAGUAUAAUCAGUCGUACCAACAGGCUAAAAAACAGCUUCUAUCCGUGGGCUGUUGGGCUGCUGAACGGAAAAUAAUAUAGUGCAACUAACUUUUGGGGUUGGUGUGUUGUAAGACAAACACACAGAGUGCAAUGAGAUUGAGUGUUUGCAGGGGGGCGGGAAGGCUCGGUUAAUUUCAUUGUACACAGUCUGUACACUGACAAUAAAAGUAUUAUUAUUAUUAUUACAGUGGUACCUCUGGAUGUGAACGGGAUCCGUUCCGGAGGCCCGUUCGCAUCCAGAAGCGAACGUCUGCGUGUGCGCAGGUCGCGAUUCGCCGCUUCUGCGCUUGCGCAUGACGUCAUUUUGACCAUCUGCGCAUGGUGAGCGGCGAAACCUGGAAGUAACGUGCUUCGUUACUUCCGGGUCGCCGCAGCGCGCGACCCGAAAAUACUUAUCCCGAAGCUACUUCAACCCGAGGUAUGACUGUACAGUGGUACCUCGGGUUACAUACGCUUCAGGUUACAGACUCUGCUAACCCAGAAAUAGUACCUCGGGUUAAGAACUUUGCUUCAGGAUGAGAACAGAAAUCGUGCAGCAGCAGGAGGCCCCAUUAGCUAAAGUGGUACCUCAGGUUAAGAACAGUUUCAGGUUAAGAACAGACCUCUGGAACGAAUUAAGUACAUAACCAGAGGUACCACUGUAUUCUUCUUCAAACAUCCUUUCCCUUGUUUUUCUGCCCAGAUCUCUCUGGCAGCCCGGUGAUCAUCGACUUGGGCUUCUGCCAGCCGCACUGUGGUGGUACCCACAGAAGGAGCGCAUCAGGUUUCGCCGGCAUCUCCCGACAAUCCUCCAUGCUGGACUUCCUCAAGACCAAAAAGGUACGGCGUCUGUUUUUGUUUUAAGAGCACAGGAAGCCAGUGGACACUGGUCCAUUUGGGCGACUUAACAACCAGAGCCCUGGCUGACAUUUUCCUCCUCCUCAGUGGAAAACUCAGCAGUCAGCUCUGAUACCACCCGGUGCUCGGCUACUCUCGAAAAGAAACUAAAGGAAAAUAUCAGGGCAGGGGGUGACCAUUGCUGACACUCGACAGCUCUGUAAACGCCGUGCGUUUGAAGCACAUCAAAGAACCCUGAGAACUCUAGUUUGCUGGAAGGGAGCUGGGGCAGGUGGAAGGGAGCCCAGCUACUGUAGGAGAAGGAAAAUUCUGACCCUAAACCUCCGCUGACCCUAAACCUCUGACCCUAAACCUUGCGGGAUAUCUUCAGAAGAUGCCCAGCAUCUCCCACUUUCCUCCUCCUCCUCCUCCUCCUCCUCCUCCUCCUCUUCUUCUUCAAAUAAAUUUAUUUAUUUGGUUUCUCAAAUUAAAGUUUUAGAAUCACAUAUCCAACAUGCAACAUAAAAACAAGGUUCCAUAAAAUCUCCCGGACUUCCCUCGUCCCCUUUGUGGGUCCUACUCUUUAGUCAUUUCCUCCUGUGUCUUUUAUAAUACAAUCCAAAUCUUUUAGGUAAAGGUAAAGGGACCCCUGACCAUUAGGUCCAGUCAUGACCGACUCUGGGGUUGCGGCGCUCAUCUCGCUUUAUUGGCCGAGAGAGCCGGCGUACAGCUUCCGGGUCAUGUGGCCAGCAGGACUAAGCCGCUUCUGGCAAACCAGAGCAGCGCACGGAAACGCCGUUUACCUUCCCACUGGAGCGGUACCUAUUUAUCUACUUGCACUUUGACGUGCUUUCGAACUGCUACGUUGGCAGGACCUGGGACCGAGCAACGGGAGCUCACCCUGUUGCGGGGAUUCGAACUGCCGACCUUCUGAUCGGCAAGUUCUAGGCUCUGUGGUUUAACCCACAGCGCCACCCGCGUCCCAUUCCAAAUCUUUUACAUCUCUAUUAUAUCCAAAAUUCAAAUUACAAGUGUUAUUCCAAUCCUAUUAACGAUUUUAACUGUUUACAGUGGUUUUUAAGGUAAGCUAUAAAUUUUCCCCGUUCCUUAUUAAAAUUUUGUUCUUUCCGAUUUCUGAUUCUUCCGGUCAUUUUAGCCCUUUCAGCAUAAUCCAUCAACUUGAUCUGCCAUUCUUCCCUGGUAGUGACUUUUAUCUUCUUUCCAUCUCUGGGCCAAUAACAUCCGUGCAGACGUGGUCACAUACACAAAUAAUCUUUUCUGCUCCAUUGGGAUUUCAGCACCUGGAAUUCCUAAAAGAAAGACUUCAGGUUUUAAAGCUAAAGUUAUUUUAAACAUUUUUUUCAGUUCAUUAUAUAUCAUUUCCCAAAAUUCUUUUACUACCUUACACAUCCACCACAUAUGAUUAAAAGGUGCCUUCUUUUUUCUUACGUUUCCAACAUAUAUUUGACCCUGUUUUAUACCUCAUAUAGUUUUCUUUCAACGUAUAACAUGCUGUAUGGGGAUAUGGGAGGCGCUGUGGUCUAAACCACAGAGCCUAGAAGGUUGGCGGUUCGAAUCCCCGGGACGGGGUGAGCUCCCAUUGCUCGGUCCCUGCUCCUGCCAACGUUUGAAAGCACGUCAAAGUGCAAGUAGAUAAAUAGGUACCACUCUGGUGGGAAGGCAAACGACGUUUCCGUGCGCUGCUCUGGUUCGCCAGAAGCGGCUUAGUCCUGCUGGCCGCAUGACCCGGAAGCUGUACGCCGCCUCCCUCAGCCAAAAAAGCGAGAUGAGCGCCGCAACCCCAGAGUCGUCCGCGACUGGACCUAAUGGUCAGGGGUCCCUUUACCUUUAUAACAUGCUGUAAAUUUCAAAUCCCAAUUCCAUAACUUCUCCCAUGCUUUAAAUUGUAUAUAAUACCCGAAAAUCUUAGCUUUCCCUGCUUUCUUCUUCUUGCUCUUCCUUCCAGCUACAGGAGAGGUUUCCCAGCUCUCUCUCAGGAUCCGAACCCUCUACCAGGUUGGAGCAUUCCUGCCGGGCGAAUUACCACUGUGAGCCCAGCAGUGUCCGGGUGCAAGAGCUCCUGCUUCUGGAAGGCGUUCGACAGGUGGAGGUCAUUGAGGGCUGCCAGUGCAACGCUAGCCCCUCUGAAUGUCUUCGGCUGCCGUCUCUGAAAACCUUCUUCCCAGACUCCCCUCUGGAGCAGACCUUGGACGUCGGCAGGUGUUCCAAUCCAGAACAUCCCGAAGGUAAUGCAAGGCAGAGGUGUUGCGGAUUGGAGCUCCGGGACUUUUUUCAGAGCAGGAGCAAGGAUGUCAUCUACCGGGGAAACCAACAGGGCUUAACAACAACAACAACAACAACAACAACAACAACAACAACAGACUAUUAUUAUUAGUAGUAGUAGUAGUAGUAUUUAUACCCCACCCAUCUGGCUGGGUUUCCCCAGCUACUCUGGGCGGCUCCCAACAGAAUUAAAAGCACAAUAAAACAUCAGACACUAAAAGCUUCCCUAAACAGAGCUGCCUUCAGAUGUCUUCUAAAAGUCAGAUACUUGUUUAUUUCCUUGACAUCUGCUGGGAGGGAGGUCCACAGGGCGGGCGCCACCACCGAGAAGGCCCUCUGCCUGGUUCCCUGUAACCUCACCUCUCGCAGUGAGGGAUGGAGGGGUGGAGAUGGAGGUGAUCCGGAAAUGACAACUAAUCCAGAAUGCGGCAGCUAGACUGGUGACUGGAAGUGGCCGCCGAGACCAUAUAACACUGGUCCUGAAAGAUCUUCAUUGGCUCCCAGGAUGUUUCAGAGCUCAAUUCAAAGUGUUGGUGCUGACCUUGAAAGCCCUAAAUGGCCCAGUAGACCUGAAGGAGCAUCUCCACCUCCAUCGCUCAGCCCGGACACUGAGGUCCAGCUCCGAGGGCCUUCUGGCGGUUCCCUCACUGUGAGAAGCAAAGCUACAGGGAACCAGGCAGAGGGCCUUCUUGGUGGUGGCACCCGCCCUGUGGAACGCCCUCCCACCAGAUGUCAAGGAUAUAAACAACUCUCUGACUUUUAGAAGACAUCUGAAGGCAGCCCUGUUUAGGGAAGCUUUUAAUGUUUAAUAGGUUAUUGUAUUUUAGUGUCUUGUUGGAGGCUGCCCAGAGUGGCUGGGGAAGCCCAGCCAGAUGGCUGGGGUGUAAAUAAUAAGUUAUUAUUAUAAAUUAUUAUUACAGUGGUACCUCUGGUUGCGAACAGGAUCCGUUCCGGAGGCCCGUUCGCAACAUGAAUAGAAUGCUACCUGAAGCUUUUAAUGUUUGAUGCAUUACUGUAUUUUAAUAUUUUGUUGGAAGCCGCCCAGACGGGCGGGGUCUAAAUAAUAAUAAUAAUAAUAAUUUUCCCUCUCGGAUCUCUUUUCAGAGGGGCUUUUCUGCCUGCCCACGGAUUUCGACUCCGUUCUGAUGAAGACCCCAAACGGGCAACGUUUGGUUCAGAUUGUGGGGAGCUGCCGGCUGAGGGAGCCCUGUUACCGGGUCUCCCACAUGGAAUACUACUACGAGGUGGUGCUCAACUCUGAGGGAGAAAAACUGGAGCUGAUUAAGGUGCGAAUGCUUCUCCUUCCUGCUUCCAUUGCAAAGCCCACUCACGUUAAUAGGGUGGACUCCAACUCCCAUCAGCCCCGGCCAACCAACAUGAUAAUGGAAAGCAAGUCUCCUCUUCUCUAGGCUAAGCCUAUCCAACUCCCUCAACCGUUCCUCAUCAGGCUUGCUUCCCAGACCCUUGAUCAUCUUGGUCGCCCCCCUCUGCACACCUUCCAGCUUGUCAACAUCCUUCUUAAAUUGUGGCGCCCAGAAUUGGACACAGUAUUCCAGGUGUUUUUUUACCAAGGCAAAAGAACAGCCCUUAAGAUAUUUGGAGAUGGCUAUCAUAUCUGUCAAGGGACGCGGGUGGCGCUGUGGGUUAAACCACAGAACCUAGGACAUGCCAAUCAGAAGGUCGGCGGUUCGAAUCCCCGCAACAGGGUGGGCUCCCGUUGCUCGGUCCCAGCUCCUGCCAACCUAGCAGUUCGAAAGCCCAUCAAAGUGCAAGUAGAUCAAUAGGUACCGCUCCGGCGGGAAGGUAAGUGGCGUUUCCGUGCGCUGCUCUGGCUUGCCAGAAGCGGCUUAGUCAUGCUGGCCACAUGACCCGGAAGCUGUACGCCGGCUUCCUCGGCCAAUAAAGCGAGAUGAGCGCUGCAACCCCAGAGUUGGUCACGACUGGACCUAAUGGUCAGGGGUCCCUUUACCUUUACUUAUCAUAUCUGUCACGGUCCAGUUCACGGGCAAUCGAAGUCCCGGCUGGGGACUGUUGGAACCGGGGUCAAGAUGGCGGGGUGGGAGCAGGAACGGGAGUCCAGAAGCUGAGAGUUAGAAAGCCAAGAGUCCGAGGGUCAGAGAGCUGGGAGUCAAGAAGCAAGGGUCCAAGGGUCAGGAAGCAAGGAGUCACGAAGUCAGGGGUCCGAGGAUCAAGAAGCAAGGAGUCAUGAAGUCAGGGGUCUGGGGAUCAGGAAGCAAGGAGUCACGAAGUCAAGGGUCUGAGGACCUAGGAGCAAGGAGUCAAGGAGCCAAACGCAGCAAGGCAGGGAACGUAUUGCUGUGGCAAAGAGCCAAAGGGAAACACUGACCUUAUAUCCCUUCCUGGCUCUCGCAACCAGGUGCUGUGAGUUACCAAUCGGCCUCACCUGUGUGACUGCUUUGCCUCUUCAGAACAAACUUAGGAAGACCCCAGUCCUGCAAAGCCUGGCUCCUGCAUGCACACCUGACAAUAUCUCCUCUACUGUUUUCUAGGCUAAACAUACCCAGCUCCUUCAACCGUUCCUCAUCAGGCUUGCUUCCCAGACCCUUGAUCAUCUUGGUUGCCUUCCUCUGCACACCUUCCAACUUGUCAAUAUCCCUCUUAAACCGGGGAGCCCAGAAUAGAGCGGGAUACUAUUCCUUCCCUCGAUUUGGACGCCAUGCUAGCCUCGAAUUUCAUUCGCCUUUUUUUGCUGCUGCAUCUCGCUGUUGGCUCACAUUAAGCUCAUGGUCGACUAAAACCCCUAGUUCAUUUCCGUACGUCCUGCUGUCAAGCCAGGUUCCCCCAGCCCCUCACAUCCUAUUAUUGUGCCUCUGUUUAUUUCUAAGGACCUUACAUUUGUCCCUGUUGAAAUUCAUUUUGUUAGCCUGGGCCCAAUUUCCCAAUCAGCUAAAGUCAGCUUGUAUCUGGAUUUUAUCUUCUGAGCUACCCCUCCCAGUUUAGUGUUACGCGCUCAGCUUUUAAGGAUUCUCCUCUUCUGUGUGCUGUUUUCUGCAGCGAUAAAACUCCAAAAUAAUAACUUCUCUGGAAAUGAUGUUUGGCAAAAUGUGUCCCCCAGUUUUCCUCUUGCAAAGACAAGCUGUUUUUUCCUUCUUCCAUGGUGGGGGUGGGUGGUCCCAGAAGGUGUAUUUGUGAAUGACACAUAUCCUUUUGAAUUCCCACCACCCUGUCAAAGACAGUGGGAGACUGGCAAGUGAUUUCCCCUUCUCCUUUUGUGUUUCAAAUCUUCCAGGAAAUUGAUGUUGGAAGAUGCUUAGGGCAAUGUGACCCUGGAAGUCCCUGCCUGCUAAGGUAAGCACAACUGCCCCAAAGGUGUGAGCGCAGGUGCUAGCUGCACAUCCCAAAAAAAGUGACAAUUGCAUUUCUAAAUGCAAUGCCCACAAACUGCUCUAAGGGGAAGGUGCGCAAGCACAGGAGAUCACACACAAUGGCAACACCUGAGAGCUGAAUCUAAAUAGAUUGUUCCUGUUAAUUUCUGUGGAUUGGGCUCAGCGACAGACUGGGGGAAAGAGAUUCCCCAAGGGAGGUUUCUAGAGGUGUAAAAUGGCUCAUUCAAUCAGUACACACACAUCCCCCCCAAUGCUGGGCUCAUCCACACUUGCUCUUGCUGGGGAUUAUGAACUAGGGACCCCAACAUUGGGAACCCCUCCAAACCUGUGCCAAAGGUUUAUAUAUAAUUAUACGAUAAUCUUUAUUGUCGUUGUCCCAUACAGAACAACGAAAUUGGAAAAAAUCUACAUCAGACAUUCAAAAACCAACAAGCCUGCAAUCCCAGCCUGGUUAACCCCCUAAAAACUCUGAUACCCCAUAAUUAAAUACAAUAUACUCCCACAGAGGCUACCUUACACUGCGUUUAAAACCCAAAUCGCAUUUGGAUAGAAACGGUUUCUCAGGCGGCUAGUCCUAGUCUUUAUAACCCUGUAUCUUCUUCCAGAAGCAGAAGCUGAAAGAGAUCAUUAUAAAGUACAUCAAGUAUAUAUAAUUAUAAAGUACCUAAUUAUAUGCGCACUAAACAUGGUGAGACGUAAAUAUAAGAGAGAGGAAAAGAAAAAAAGAAACGGAAUCUGUGUAGAAAGGAAAAUAAAGGGGGGACGGACUCCCAAAACUAUAUAUACUUUACAAGGUUUUAAUUGUACCUCACCAGAUCUUAACCUAUUACAGUAUUUGUAAGAAUGGGUUCCAGAUAUUGUAGAAUUAUUUGUCCAUGGCAACUCUGCGGUUAUAUGCAAGUUGUUCAUAUGUUGCGAGUUGGCAAAAGUCUUCAAUCCAACUGUAGAAGGGAGCCGCGUUUUUUAUUUUUCCAGUUUUUUAUUCCAGUAUUUUUUAUUCCAGUGUUUUUAUUUCCAAUAUUUUAUUUUUCCAGUUCAUCAGUAUCCGUCUUUUUGCUGUGGAAAGGCCACAUGUGCUUGCCCGGGAUUAUGAACUAUGGACCCCAACAUUUAGGAUCCCCCCUAAACCCGUGCCAAAGUUUUGCAGCCUUUUUGCAGCAAAACACACCCCCAUAUAUAUUUUUUGCAGUGUUCCGUAAGCCAAGUAAUUGAUACAUGAAGCACAGGGUCCGUAGUUAACACCCCCGAAAAUCCAGCAGUGUCCAUAUCACUUCAGACCUGUGUCAAUGUUUUGCAGCGUGCUUUAGCACUGAAUCAGAACAAAUGAUAGGGUUUUCCAUGGAUUGCUGUUGAACGCUCCUGAGGCUGUGCAAUUCUGAGAGAAAACCCUGUUGAAUUCAGCGGGGCUUGUGAAUAUAAAUUGCCAUCAUCCCUGCGCCCUAUGCUAACAAGCUAUGGUUCCUGGGAUUCUUUGGGGGUAUGAUACUGCUUUAAAAUGCACAGUGCAGAGGGGGGCGCCACCACCGAGAAGGCCCUGUGCCUAUUCCCUGUAACCUCACUUCUUGCAGGGAGGGAACCGCCAGGAGGCCCUCGGAGCUGGACCUCAGUGUCCAGGCUGAACAAUGGGAGUGGAGACGCUCCUUCAGGUAUACUGGGCCGAGGCCGUUUAGGGCUUUAAAGGUCAGCACCAACACUUUGAAUUGUGCUCGGAAACGUCCUGAGAGUCAAUGUAGGUCUUUCAGGACCAGUGCUAUAUGGUCUCGGUGGCCGCUCCCAGUCCCCAGUCUAGCUGCCGCAUUCUGGAUUAGUUGUAGUUUCCGGGUCACCUUCAAAGGCAGCCCCACGUAGAGCGCAUGGCAGUAGUCCAAGCGGGAGAUAACUAGAGCAUGCACCACUCUGGCGAGACAGUCUGCGGGCAGGGAGGGUCUCAGCCUGCGUACCAGAUGGAGCCAGCGAGUUGCACGCCGGGGAUUGCAGUCUGGACUCGGUGUUUUGCACAAGAGGGAGCCUCCGGAUCGGGCCCCAUGUAGAGUUGUAGCCUUACAACACCUGGAAGGAGCCAGGCUGGUUUAACAGGACGCCCUAGCCUGAAUCUGGCUCUCACGGCCAACUGUGUGGUGUAGUGGUUAAGAGCGGUGGACUCGUAAUCUGGGGAACCGGGUUCGAGUCUCCGCUCCUCCACCUGCAGCUGCUGGGUGACCUUGGGCUAGUCACACUUCUCUGAAGUCUCUCAGCCCCACUCACCUCACAGAGUGUUUGUUGUGGGGGAGGAAGGGAAAGGAGAAUGUUAGCCGCUUUGAGACUCCUUCGGGUAGUGAUAAAGCGGGAUAUCAAAUCCAAACUCUUCUUCUUCUUCUCAACACAGGGACCCUCAGAGCCGAGGCAAGUGCCUUGUUUGGCAUGAAGACAUCUCCAGCUCCUGCAUCCCUCACCAAUACGAGACAAAUACCUUCCGGAGCCGAAGAGGGGAGCUCCGCACCGUCUUUGCUGUCCGAGCUUGCAAAUGCAGGGUCUUAAAGGGUCUGGAACGGGUGCCCCACAAAACACAAGGUUUAAUUUAACAAGCCAAAGGGAGGAGGAUUCUGCUAGCCAACGUCUCCCCCAGAUGUAGUUGUCAAGAGGUGGCGAAUACAUGAAUAAAUAGUUCUUUGGGGGGGAUGUUUCAGUUAUUUCAGCCUUCAAGACUUAAUAGUGCACCUACUUAUAAGCAGCUAGAAUGAUCAUUGCAUGUUUUGGGGAGAAGUUUAGACGGGGCCAAGCUUCCUGUUUGGGAUAUUGUCCUGCUGGGGAAACUAAUAAGCUGGACCAAAGGAAAAAGGAUGUUUUAGGACCUGUUUGGUCGACUUUAUUUCGUCUGUAAGCAAGGAGGGACAUGACCAAGGACAGACCCCCCCUCAACCUAUGAUCAAAUAUGCCUGAAAUAGUGACUCAGGGCAUUUUAAUACUUUAAUAACUUUCCUCUGGUAUAACUGGGUCCAUGUUUUGUACUCUUUAACCAUUGUUGUUGUUUAGUCAUUUAGUCGUGUCCGACUCUUCGUGACCCCCUGGACCAGAGCACGCCAGGCACUCCUGUCUUCCACUGCCUCCCGCAGUUUGGUCAAACUCAUGUUUGUAGCUUCGAGAACACUGUCCCACCAUCUCGUCCUCUGUCGUCCCCUUCUCCUUGUGCCCUCCAUCUUUCCCAACAUCAGGGUCUUUUCCAGGGAGUCUUCUCUUCUCAUGAAGUGGCCAAAGUCUUGGAGCUUCAGCUUCAGGAUCUGUCCUUCCAGUGAGCACUCAGGGCUGAUUUCCUUCAGAAUGGAUCAGUUUGAUCUUCUUGCAGUCCAUGGGACUCUCAAGAGUCUCCUCCAGCACCAUAAUUCAAAAGCAUCAAUUCUUCAGCGAUCAGCCUUCUUUAUGGUCCAGCUCUCACUUCCAUACAUCACUACUGGGAAAACCAUAGCUUUAACUACAAUAUGACUAUAUAUGACUACAAUGGACAAAGACAACAGGCAAAAGGAUCUUAAGUACACAAAAGUGUGAUGGAAGAAGAGGAUAAUCGAUGACAGUGAAAUCACGAAAGAAGAUGAUGCCUUAUGGCCGCAUCCUGACAGAUGGCCAGCAGGAGCUUGAAAUUGUAACUGGUGGUGAACACAUCUCUUUUACCACAUCAAAAAUUGCUUCUCUUAUUGAUGUAAAUCAAUCCAAGGAUCCAGAAAGUCAAAGAGUGUUUUACUGCCUUGUCCAGGACCUCAAGUUUCUCGUCUUCAGUCUCAUUGGAUUACACUUCAGGAUUAAGCCAAUUUAAAUUGCAUGGAUUUAAAUUUGUACUGUCAAGUUUCUUUCAGUGGGGUCACUUUCCAUUCCUUAUCUCUCAUUGGUUUUAUGUGUGUCAGAUUUUUUACAGAGUGAAUUGGUAAUAAAUGCUAAAAAGGCUUUUUUUCCUUUUAAAAACAAAAACAUGCCAAUGUGGCAAAGAGUGGUCAUUUGAUGAUGUCGCAGCCGGGAUACAAGACUGAACUCUGACUGAACCUAGAAGUGUCGAAAGUGUCCCAUAUUAUUAGAGAGAGGGUCACAUCUGCACCAUGCAAUUAAAGCAGUUUCAUGCCACUUCAAACGCACAUGGCUUCCUCCCAAGAAUGCUGGGAACUUGAUGGUUUGUUACAAGGGCCGACCGUCAUUUGACGAUCCCUCUUUCCCUCCUGGAACUACAGUGCUCUGUGAAGAGUGACUGGUUGCAAAAACCACAACAGCUCAAGUGAUAAAAGAGUGGCACUGUGGGUUAAACCACAGAGCCUAGGGCUUGCCGAUCAGAAGGUUGGCAGUUCGAAUCCCCGCAAUGACAGGGUGAGCUCCCGUUGCUCGGUCCCUGCUCCUGCCAACCUACCAGUUCGGAAGCACGUCAAAGUGCAAGUAGAUAAAUAGGUACCACUCCAGUGGGAAGGUAAAUGGCAUUUCUGUGUGCUGCUCUGGUUUGCCAGAAGCGGCUUAGUCCUGCUGGCCACAUGACCCGGAAGCUGUACGCCUGCUCCCUCGGCCAAUAAAGCGAGAUGAGCGCCGCAACCCCAGAGUCGGUCACGACUGGACCUAAUGGUCAGGGGUCCCUUUACCUUUACCUUACCCAAGUACAUUUUCAUAUUUGCUUGAUUUACCUUCCAGAACCUUAUGUGUGAACAAGCUGGUGUGAACAAGCUAGCAGAAGCCCAUUCCCAAGUUGGUCUAAUCGUGAGCAGAACCUUCUAAAGAUUUGAGCUGCUGUCUCAUUUCAUGGCCAUUGGCCGUGUGUGUUUCGGCUAAGGAUAACCUUGACUGACAGAUUCUGGUUGUGGACAUAAUUUCUUUGAAGCUAGGUCCUUUUGGGGGGCUCAUAUUGUGUGAACACAAUUUGCCAGUUCUGCAGGCUGGUAUUGGCAAAACAAGGCAAGGGUCUCCCUGGAAUGAUGGUAGAAGACACAUGCAUAAAACACAUACCCAUGUGAGUGCUAAAAAUAAAACCCUAAUUGUGUUGGGAAAAAAAAGUUUUUUUUCCAGCCUUCUUUAUGGUCCAGCUCUCACUUCCAUACAUCACUACUGGGAAAACCAUAGCUUGAACUAUACGGAGCCCAUCUAGGAAAAGAAAAACUCGGAUACUAAACCUCCUGUCUUGUGGUAUAUUUUUGGGGGAAGGAAAGGCUCUGGAGUGAACCCUACACAAAUCUGGAGCGGAGUCCCUAAGGUGGUUUGUAUGGCACCUUGUACCAGCAACUCCUGCAGCCAAGCUGGGGCCAAACGUCUUGCUCUGCUUUCCUUUGGACCCCACCAACGAGGCCGAGAAAGGGGGGGUCUUGUCGUCUGAGCAGCCCAAGACCACCAUGCACGCUGCCCAGGCUUCCACCCCGGGGAGGUCACUGCUGCGAAUGUAUUUUAGAUGCGCAGUUUGGAUGCAGGGCUGGGAUAAAUUUCUGCCUGAAACGCUGGCGAGUCUCUGUCAGGCCACACAGGCAAUCUUAGGCCUGGGUGGACACACGGCAUCAUUAGCCCUUGAUUCAGGACAACGAAGACUAGGAUGUCUGCAGAGAGUAGAGGAUACUGAGCUUGGUGUGACGAGGCUAGCGUCCUUUGCUCCUAUAAUAGUGCAACAAUCGUAGGAAUAAUAUUUUGCACGUACAAAAUUGUAUUGCUCAGCCAAAGACAGGUUAAAGCCAAAAAGCAGAAAAGGAAGAAAAGGAAAGCAGUGAGUGCACAAUCUCAGAAGCAUUUUUUUAAAAAAACAAAUCCUUAUAAUAAGUCAGGUGGUUCUUAUCUCUUAUCUCUGGGAGCGCCUCCACCCCAAUCGUUCUGCCCGGACACUGAGGUCCAGCACCGAGGGCCUUCUGGCGGUUCCCUCAUCGCGAGAAGCAAAGCUUCAGGGAACCAGGCAGAGGGCCUUCUCGGUAGUGGCACCCGCCCUGUGGAACGCCCUCCCACCAGAUGUCAAAGUGAUAAACAACUACCUGACAUUCAGAAGACAUCUUAAGGCAGCCCUGUUCAGGGAAGUUUUUAAUGUGUGAUAUUUUAGUGUAUUUUUGGUCUCUGUGGAAGCCGCCCAGAGUGGCUGUGGAAACCCAGCCAGAUGGGCGGGGUACAAAUAAUUUAUUAUUAUUAUUAUUAUUAUUAUUAUUAUUAAGCGUAAGGGUGGACUCCUGAGGUUUUCCUAAGUUGGGAGGCUUCUGCCUCAAACUCCACUGUCUUGAGGCAUGGCUAGUUUGGCCAAGCAAGACAGCAAAUACCUGAUUUUGUUGAUAUUACUGAGGGUGGCAAGCAAUUUAAGUAUCGAUCCCUCGGCUUUUCAUACAACUUUACAGGAUAACAUAAUAGUGUGUGGUGUUUUGAUGGAACUGACAGUUGGGUUUCAAGCAUGUUUUCAUCUCUGUCCCUCUGUGUAUCUCUGUGCAUCUAUAUCCAAAUCCAUGAUGUACGGGGAAAUAAGGUUGCUUGGCUCCUCGUUUUUUUUCUUGCUUGUGUAUUAGCCUUUCCUCUCCUGCCUUCGUGCAGAAAGGCUGCCUUAAUCCCCACCUUAAUGGCCCCAUUACACACCCGUUAGCCUCCCAGGGAGAGCAAACCUAGCCUUUGCCUACUGAAUAAACUUUGGCAGCUGGUUUCCCUUCUCCUUCCUGCCAAACCAGGUUCAUCCUCCUCUUUUCUGGAAAGGGGUGUCAAAGGGAGAGAAUCCACAACCCUCCCCAGAAAAGGCUUGUGUGUUCCUUCGCACCUUGUUAGCGCCGCAAUUAGCCCUUCCUGAGUGGCCCAUUAGCAGGGGGACCUAAUCCAUGGACCUCAUUGUGGGGCCAAGAGAUGAGCAGCAGCCUUGGUUAUAAGUGCAGCCUUGGAGGACAGCCAAAUGGAAGAAGAUGCUAGAGGGAGAGAAAUCAGCCAUGUUCCAUCUCCAGCUUUUGCUUCUCCUGGCAUGGAUGCCCGCCUUCCCUUGCAGACCCUCCUCUCCUGCCCAUCUGGAGGCAGGGGGCUCUGAGGACACCAGAGCCCAGGCCCUCAAGAGACUGCUGGAGGUCUUCGGCAUCGGGGACCCCCCUCAAUCUCCCCAGCACAUCAUCCGGCCUCCCCAAUACAUGGUGGACCUCUACAACACGGUGGCCGAUGACGAUGGAGUCACCAAGGAUCCGGACAUCUUGGAAGGCAAUACAGUGCGCAGCUUUCUGGACAAAAGUAAGAGGGGGCAUUGGCAAGAGGGGUGCCAGGGUCUCUGGGGCACGAAGCAGGCUUUCUUGGCAAGGUUUACAGGAGGGAGGUGAUGGGCGGUUGUUGUUAGGGACUCCACCAAGUGCUGCAAACUUUCCCUCCCACGGAACCCCUAAAAGCAGUGCCUUUAGGAUGGCUGUCUAAAGCCCAGGCAUGGGGAACCUUGCACCGUCUGGACGUGAUGAACUACAACUCCCAUCACCACCAUCCCUGGGUCUGUUGGAGCUGAUGGAAGCUGCAGCUGAGCAACAUCUGGAAAUGUUGCUGGCCUAAAAACACACAGGCCCACAGCUGGCCUAAAAUCUGACACCUUUCCUUGUGAUGAAGGCAUUUGGCCUGUUAUUUUAUUUUAUUUUUGCUUUUCAGGUUUAUACAUUCCAUUAAUUUUACAACCAUUUUAACAUUUCCAAACUCAACUUCCUCCCCCCUCUUUCUGCGGUUCCUUAAAUUUAUUCUUAACAUCUUUUCUGCAUAUCCAAAUUAACUUAAUUUCCCCACUUAUUCAACAACUUUAAAUAUGUUCUGCAGGUUAUUACAAUAUUCCUGCCAAUGUCCUUAUCUGUUUACAAUUUAUCUGUCAAUAUUCACUAACCCAUUUCCAUUCUUUUCUAAAAAGUUUGUCUUGAUUUCUAAUUCUUCCGGCAAGUUUCACCAUUUCUGCUUAUUCCAUAAGGUUUUGUAUCCAUUCUUCUUUUGCUGAAAUUUCUGCUUCUUUCCAUUUUUGUGUGAGUAACAUUCUUGCCGCUGUAGUAGCAUACAUGAAUAAUUUUCUAUAUAGUUUAGGUAGUUCUGUCCCUGUUGGCUUUUGGGGUUUGAUCUUCACACAAACCUCUCCUCCAGUUUUUCUGAAGGACUUCAAAGCUUGCACACUGUUUUGUAAAAAUUCAGCACAGCUGUGCAGAGAUGGUGGGAUUCUUACGCACAAAGCAAACUGCCUUUCCUUCUUACUGUAAAUAUCUUUAUAUUUUAUCCAGAUCAGGAAAUGAUUCCUUGGAGCCAGGAUAGCUCAUUUGGUUAGAGUGUGGCGCUGAUAAAUGGCAAGGUUGCAGGUUUGAUGCCCAUAUGGGAACGCUACAUAUUCCUGCAUUGCAAGUGUCUUGGACCAGAUCAGAUCUUUCCAAACUUUUCACGUUGAGGACACACUUUUUUAGACGUGCAUCAUUUUGCAGCACAGUAAUUCUGUUUUACUAGCGAACCAGUGAUUCACUUACAAUUGCAAACAUGCAUUUUAACUUGCAGAGUCAGUUGCAGCAAAAAUAACAGCCUUCUGGCAUCUGUUAGCUUUCCAAAAUAUUUCACAUUUAGCGCACCUAAACAAAUUGGGUUGUAUCUACUCAGAGUCAACCUUUUAAAAUUAAUGGACCCAAGUAAUUCGUAUCCGUUAAUUUCAGCAGGUCAGCUCUGACAGGGCUAACAUCAAAUGCAACCCAUUUUCUCUUAUUUUUAGGAGUGGGGGUGAGGUUAACACCAAAAUAAGUGUUGAAACUCACUCUUUUAAAUGUCCACUUUCUGCACUCAAGUUAUGUCCAGGUAACACAAAAAAUAAACGUAGUUGUGUUGGCCCCAUCAAAAAAAAUUCCAUAUUAGGACAUUUCUUUACCAGGUCAUCCAAAAAUGUUACAUGAUCAGCAUGCAAGCUUUAGAGUCCUACAGAGCUCUUCCUCAGGCGAGGUGAAGAGUUCUGGAGAACGUGAAAGCUUGCUCACUAUUCCCGUAAACUUUUUGCCAGCCUAAUUUAGGAUUUUUUAUUUAAUUUUAAUUUUUUUCACCAACAACCAAAACACAAACAGUGAAACCCCCCAGGCGGCUGAUACAUUGGGUAUACAUAAUCAAUAAUAACAUAUUCAAAUCAACCAUAUGUACAAUUCUAUAUACCUUAACACUCCUCCCUCCACAAGGUUUAUUUAACUUUUAACAUUUUAGUUGCCCCAAAUUAUUCAAACCUGCCCAACUAUCUUCUCAAACCAAUCUUCCUCCUUCUCACUGACCUUAAACCCUUUCAUUUUGUGUAUCUUCACAGUUAGAUAUUCUGAAAUUAUAAUAUUAUUCAGUUUUUUCCCUCCAUUGGUUCACCCCCAGCUCUUCUGCAUUUUUCCAAUUACUCGCUAUAACCUGUCUGGCUGCAAUUACCAUCAAAUUUACCCAUUUACAUUCCUCUUUUGUUUCUAACUCGGUGCUAAUAAGAACCAUUAAUUUAGAUAUUUCCACCUUCCUACCCACAAUUCCCAAUAUUUCUAUACCAAUCUGUUCCCAGAAUUCAUUAACUAACGGACAAUCCCACCAAAAAUGUCUAAUUUAGGAAUUGCCCAAACAUGGAUUUUUUUCCCCUCAUGAGCCACUGCAAACCACCUUUUAACGUAGGAGGCGACACAUAGCUCUGUUAGGUGGCCAUGCAUGUUUCGGUAGCACCUGGAAAGAAAGGAGAUUCUCAACAUUCAAGUGCUCAAUUUUCCUUGCAGAAAUUUGGGCAUAUGCUGCUGUUGCUGUGUGUGUGUGUGUGUGUGUGUGUGUGUGUGUGUGUGUGUUUUCUCUGUAGCUCCCCACAAGUGGCAUUUUUUUAAAAAAAAUAAAUUUUAUUAGUAUUUUCCACACAACAACAACAACACGAAAGAUAUCAAAAAAUAAUACACAACACACAAAAAUCAACGUUCGAAAACUAAAAAAAGCAACAACAACUAACCAAAUCCAUAUCUUACAAGUUAAUAUUAUAAACACUAAAACAACAACAAGACAUUGACUUCCACCAGUCCCACAGCACCUCCUUUAUCUCUCAUUGUGUCUUCCUGUUUUUCGGUUUUCAUUAUCAUCUCUAUCCUAACAUCUAGAUAUAAAUCCUUCUUUCAUAUCCUUUCACUUCACAAGGUUUUUCCAGACUCAGCUAGAUUUCUGCCCUCGAACCUUGACUUUUGAGGUAUUCAUUUAGGCACUCCCAUUCUUUUUUAACUUCACUUUUUGGUUUUCAUCUUAUUAUAUCUGUCAAUUUGGCUAAUUCUAAACAUUCUGAAAGCUUACAUAGCCAUUCUCCCCUAGUGGGUAACUGAUUCCCUUUCCAAUACUUAGCCACCGGGAUUCUUGCUGCAGAUGUUGCGUAUAUGAAAAAAUUAGUUUUGUCUUUUGGAAUAUAAUUCCUAAAAGGAAUGCCUCUGGCCUUUUACUAUAUGGUAUUCUUAAUAUACUCUGGGUUCUCUUCAGAUCGUAUAAAUCUUUCGCCUUUUUUCACAAGUGGCAUUUUCAAGGCUUAAAGCAGGCUUGGUCCCUGCCUCAAACACACAAAAGCGCUGGUACAAUGAACCCACCAGGCUUUUGUUGUUUUACCUGGGAUCGGGACCCUUGAUACACUUCCUUUGGGAAAAUUCUUUCCGUCUUGACAUUCGCUAGGGCUGACUGGAGCAAUCCUUCUUCCUCUGCAAAGCGUUAACCUGUGCUUCGGAAUGGUUGGGCUUCAGGAGAGCCGAGUUCGAAUCUUGACCAAGCCCUCGAUGCAUUUACCAGCUAUCCUUUAUUCAGUUUCUCUCUCUCUCUCUCUCACCCACUGCUUCCCUUUUCUGGUUUUGAGCCCUGAAAUGCUGCCUAUGAGCUACACUGAGAGAAAGGUGGAUUUCGUGGCUGAGCCAGGAUCUGAACCCAGAUUUUAUUUUAUUUGCCGGAAAGCGCUGCAGAAAAAAAAUGACUUUCCCAACAUCUCUGUUUACCCAUGCUCUUUUAGCACUGAAUCAUCAUCAACAACGAUCUUUAUUCCGGUCCAGAGACCCAACAAAUCGUUGCAAAGCAAUACACAGUUCAUACAGCCUACCUCCAGGUUAAACAAGCAUUUUGUUCAGAAUAUAGGGAUCAUUGGUUCUUGCAACCACCGAUAAAAACUUGGCCACUGUUCUAGCGUUUGUCCGGUCUUCCAAUAGGAACCUGACAUAGCGAGCCUCUGAUUUCCCCGGGAAAGGUACCAGCGAGGGUAGUAUCAGUUCAGCCCUGGCUUGCUCAUAUUUCGCACAGUGCAACAAAAUAUGUUUUAUGGGAUCGAUGUCUUGAGCACACGAGCAAAGUCUGUCCUGGUAGGGUACUCCUCUCAACACUGCAGAAGGAAAGACGUUUAAUCUGGCUUUGGUGAAAAGCCUUCGAUAGUUUGGUACUGUCAGGUUUUUUGUUUUUUUUUUAAAUGAUAUUUAUUAAAAUUUCAAAGAAUACAAGAAUUACACAAAAACGAAAAGUAAAAAUACAAGAAAAUACAAAAUACAGCAAGAAAAAUAAAAAAAACCCUUAUUAAGAUAUAACAAAGAAAUGAAAAAUAAAAAGAAACAUACAAAAUAAAAACAGUUAAGAACACAUUAAUUUUCCAUAGCAUAUCUUCCUUACACUUAUUUCCCGGACCUCCUCGUACCUCCCUUUUUUGUAUUCCAGUUCAGUUUGUUAGUUCAGCAAAUCCUUACCAUUAAACUUUUACCCAUUUGUAAACCUUUUUUCGUAUCUCUUAAAGCAUUACAGCUGGAAACCACUUAGUUUCUAUCCAACAUCCUUCUAAGAUUCAUUAAUUUUACAAUAUUUCUGUAAAUAGUCUUUAUAAAUAGACUUUAAAUUUCUUCCAGUCUUCUUUCACCGACUCUUCUCCCUGGUCUCGGAUUCUGCCAGUCAUUUCUGCCAAUUCCAUGUAGUCAAUCACCUUCAUCUGCCAUUCUUCCAGAGUGGGUAGAUCUUGUGUCUUCCAAUACUUUGCAAUGAGUAUUCUUGCUGCUGUUGUAGCAUACAAAAAAAAAUUCUGUCCUUCUUUGGCACCAAUUGGCCGACAAUGCCCAAAAAAAAGGCCUCUGGUUUCUUCAGGAAGGUAUAUUUAAAUACCUUUUUCAAUUCAUUAUAUAUCAUUUCCCAGAAAGCCUUAAUCUUUGGGCACGUCCACCAAAGGUGAAAGAAUGUACCUUCAUGGUACUGUCAGGUUUUUAAUGUAAGAUGUUAACUUAAAGACAUGCCUAUAUUGUACUCCUACUGCCAGCGGACUACAGAUUGCGUGUGAUCAAGAUCACAAGUCACUGUGUAGCACUGAAUCUGAACAAAUGGCAGUCGAGUGUGGAUGAGCCUUGAGAGCGACAAAAGGACAUUUUAAAUAACCUUCCCUUCCUCCUUCUCCAGCUCACGGUGACCAGAUGCGAUUCCUCUUCAUCCUGUCCAGCGUGGCAAAGAACGAGAGAGUCCUCACUGCUGAGCUCCACCUCUUCAAGCUGCGGGCGAGGGCAGCCGAUGGACCUUUUCCCAGAAGGCAGCACUUCUGCCAGGUAAAUGGCCAAAGCCUUCCCCGAGAGCUCCGCUCUUUCCAUGCCCAGAGGCACUCUUGACUUCUGAAGACCCAGUUGCCAGGAAUCGCACUCCCCAUAGAAGCUGGGUCAAUAAUGGACAAGUCUUCCUCGUGCGCUGAACAUUAGAAGCUUCCGAGUAUCUAGUAAAAAAAACCAACCCAAAACCCUUCAAAAUGUGCCCUCGUCAAUUUUUGGCAGGGAACUUGGACAAUAUUCAUGAUUUUUCACAGUACCUUUGCGCUUGCUUAAAAGUUGUUUCAUACAUUUUCCCUCCUGGUCUCGUUUUCUGUUAAUAGCCGAAGUUACACGGCAGUCGAGCAUAAACAGGAAACUUGUUUUGUUCUGCUGAUUUACUGUUUCAGCACUUUCCAUGUUUAAGUUUUGUCCUCUACGGUACCGCUGAUAUUCUUAUUUGCUGUUUCGUUUUGGUUGAAGGACUUUUCUGGCAGAAUUCAAGAUGGUACACACAGCCCUUGAAAUGAAAGGUCAAGUUGUCUGCUCUUUUAAUAAUCAACACCUGUCAAGUGAGCAGACACAUCAAUUGAAAAACAUGGUGAAAGCCAAAAUUUUAAAAUGUUUUUUUUUUAAAAAAAUUCUCUUAGGCUGAUUGGUCUGGCAGCCUAAGAGAAGUGGGGCUUUGGGUAUGUAUGGUCUGAAAAUCUUUGCAGAAAAAUAUUCCAGACAUGUUUAUUGAUUAUGAUAAGGAGGAGUAGGCAGUCCGUUCUCCCGUAUAAAAUAAAAUAAAUAAAAUAAAAUAAAAUAAAAUAAAAUAAAAAAGUCUUCCUCGUGCGCAACAUAUCACGGAAUCAUAGUUGGAAGGGACCACACGGGUCAUCUAGUCUGACCCCGCUAAAAUGCAGAAAUCUUUUGCCCAAUGUGGGGCUCAUGGCCCUGUGACAGAGCCUCAUGCUCUACUGAAUGAACUAUCGCCCACAGCCCUCCACUGCUUGCUUGUCUCCCCCCCAAAACCUGGUUUGAGUCUGGAAGCAGUUGGUCCCUUCCCUUUCCCGCCCAGACCUGGCCACAGUGAUCCAUGCGACGGUCACCUCCAGACUUGACUACUGCAAUUCGCUCUACGCGGGGCUGCCCUUGAAGCUGUCCCAGAAACUCCAGCGGGUGCAGAAUGCCGCGGCGAGGCUCCUUACGGGGUUCUUGGCGCGGGAUCACAUUCACCCAGUGCGUUACCAACUGCACUGGCUCCCGGUGGAGUACAGGGUCAGCUUUAAGGUGCUGGUUUUGACCUUUAAAGCCCUAUGCGGCCUAGGACCCAUGUACCUACGGGACCGCCUCUCCUGGUAUGCCCCAUGGAGCACCUUAAGGUCCACAAAUGACAACAUUUUGGAGGUCCCAAGUCACAAGGAGGUUGGGUUGGUCUCAACUAGGGUCAGGGCCUUUUCAGUACUGGCCCCAACUUGGUGGAACGCUCUGUCACAAGAGACUAGGGCCUUGCGGGACUUGACAUCUUUCCACAGGGCCUGCAAGACAGAGCUGUUCCACCUGGCCUUUGGUUUGGACUCGGUCUGACCCUUCUGUUUCCCUCCCCUUAUGGUCUUGAUCUAUGGGCUACUUUUAAAAUGAGGCUGCUUUAAAUCUUUAUUUUAAAUCGGUCCCCGCCCCCUUACGUUUUUACUGUGAUUUUAUUGGUGUUAGCUGCCCUGAGCCCUGCUCUGGCCAGGGAGGGCGGGGUAUAAAUAAAUAUUAUUACUAUUAUUAUUAUUAUACAACUGUUGACAUCCAAAUCCUCUUUCCAAGCCUUGGGGGCUGCUGCCGCUGCCCCACAGAGCUUUGAAAGAAGUUGCAAAUUAUGUUUCCAGAGAGCAUGUGCAGAGUGCUUUUCCCUCCCUGCCGCACCUCGGGGUGGGAUUUCACGUGAAUUGCUUAAACAGGCUCGAUUCGAAGGGACAUUUACAAACUGGAGCACUUUGCGGCUGGUGUGAGCAAGACCUGGUUCCUUUAGCUUACCUUACUUUCUCUCUCCAUCCUUUCAGGUGAGCAUUUAUCAGGUCCUUGACAAAGACAGCAUGGAUAGCCCUGAAGGAAAGAAGCUACUGUCUGCUAAACUCCUUGCCGUGCAAGGAACUGGCUGGGAGGUCUUCGCCAUCACGCAAGCGGUGAGUUUGUUUCGAUGCCUUUUUUAGAGUCUGCUCUACGUUGACCACAGAGGUUUCUUUUUUAAAAUAAUAAUAAUAAUUUUUAUUGAUUUGAACAUGUAAAUUAUAAAAUGUACCACACAACUUUAUCACUUAUACAGUCUUUUUAGACUUCCAUCAGCACCUCUGAAAAUCCACCGUUGUAAUCACUUCUUCUGCAUUUCUCAAUUUUAUAUUAUUUUUAAAUCUCUUAACGAAUCAUCCCCCCCCCCUUUAUCCAUUUUUGUAAUAAUUCCAAUACUCCUCCUCACAAAACUUCUUGCAAACCUACAAACAUCGUCUGAUCUUCACAAAUACUUUUCAAAUAGUCCGUGAAUUUACUCCAGAAAUUCUGGUCCCGCCGGUUUCGAAUCUUUCCUGUUAAUUUAUCUAAUUCUGCAUAGCCCAUUAACUUCAAUCGUCGGUAAUUCUUCUUGCUUCCAUUUUUGGGCCAAUAAUAUUCUUGCUGCUGUUGUUGCAUAUAAAAAAAGCUUACAUUCCUUUCUAUUUAUAUCACUCCCCACAAUGCCCAGUAAAACUGCUUCUGGUUUCUUUAUAAAUGUAUAUUUCAACAUUUUUUCCAUCUCAUUAUAUAUCAUCUCCCAGAAGCUUUUCACCUUCUUACAUUCCCACUACAUGUGAUAAAUGUUCCCUCUUUUUCUUUACAUUUCCUACAUUUAUUAUUUACUUUAUACAUUUUCGCUAAUUUAACGGGUGUAAUAUACCAUCUAUAUAUCAUUUUCAUCACAUUUUCUUUUAGGGCAUUGCAUGCCGUAAAUUUUAAGCCUUCUUUCCAUAGUCUUACCCAAUCACUCAGCUGAAUAUUAUACCCAAAAUCGACGACAGAGGUUUCCAGCAUUGCAGCUGAGCAAAUGUUUUCCAUGCCGCAACUGGUUCUGCGUUUGGUCUUUGCCUCAGAGCAGGAAUCCGGCAAGUUCAGCUGUUUCUGGUCUAUACAGACCCUACUUGAACCCGGCUGCAGGAACAAUAAUGCGUCGCAAGCAGAGAUCCUAUAUAUCCUUUUUACAAUUUAAAAUACUCAUUUCUACAUCCUUAAAAUAUCGAUGACUUCCCCUCUUCUCUUUCCAUGGUUCAUUUUACAUAUCAUAAAUCCCUGCAUAUUUUACAAAAAACUAAACCAUUCAGUAUUCCAUUAUUGCACCCAUCUAAACUUGUUUAGGAUGCGGGUGGCGCUGUGGGUAAAACCUCAGUGCCUAGGACUUGCCGAUCGUAUGGUCGGCGGUUCGAAUCCCCGCGACAGGGUGAGCUCCUGUUGCUCGGUCCCUGCUCCUGCCAACCUAGCAGUUUGAAAGCACGUCAAAGUGCAAGUAGAUAAAUAGGUACCACUCCGGCGGGAAGGUAAACGGCGUUUCCGUGUGCUGCUCUGGUUCGCCAGAAGCGGCUUAGUCAUGCUGGCCACACGACCCGGAAGCUGUACGCCGGCUCCCUCGGUCAAUAAAGCGAGAUGAGUGCCGCAACCCCAGAGUCGGUCACGACUGGACCUUUACCUUUUAAACUUGUUUACACUGUUGAAUUUAUCCUAAUGCUGCCAGUAUUUUCAGCUGUACACCAUUAUUUCCCAUAUAUUCAAUAAACGUUUUCCAGUCUUCUCUAAACGUAUGUUCUUCUUGUUCUCUUAUUCUAUAUGUUAAGUCCACAAACUGUGCAUAUUCCAUCUGUUUAAGUUGCCAUUCUUCUUUGGUUGGGACCUCACUCAUUUUCCAUUUUGGGGCUAACGAAACACGGGCUGCAGUUGUAGCAUACAUAAAUACCUCGGGUUAAGAACUUAAUUCAUUCUGGAGGUCCAUUCUUAACCUGAAACUGCUCUUAACUUGAAGCACCACUUUAGCUAAUGGGGCCCCCCACCGCUGCCCCGCUGCCGUCGCACCAUUUCUGUUCUAAUCCUGAAGCAAAGUUCUUAACCUGAGGUAAUAUUUCUGGGUUGGCAGAAUCUGUAACCUGAAAUGUAUGUAACCCGAGGUACCACUGUAACCUUUUUUGACACCUGGGAAUUUCAGUCUGAAUUAUCCCCAACAGAAAGGACUUGGGCUUUUUUGGGAAGGUACUUUUGAUCAUUUCCCAAGACUCUUUUACCCUUUUACAAGUCCACCACAUAUGAAAGAAUGUUCCCUCAACCUCUUUGCAUCUCCAGCACUUAUCUGAUUCAGUCUUAUACAUCUUAGCAAGCCUACUCGGAGCUAAGUACCAUCUGUGAAUCAUUUUCAAGUAGUUCGCCUUCGAAGAAUAACAUGCUGUGAACUUCAAGUCACGUCACCAGAGUUUUUCCCAGAGGUUAAAAAUCUAUCUAUUGCCCAGUGUGUCGCUUUAGGCUUUAACAAACUCCUCUUUUGCUCCCCACUCUGAUAACAAAUUGUACAUUUUGGACAAAAGUUUCUCUUUGUUUUGUAAAAGUUAUUUUUAGAAUUGUAAGCUUUGGUCCAGAAAACCUUUUUUUUCCUACCUAAUUUAAACAUUUCAUGUAACUUGUGAUAUCGUAACCAAUCCGUAACAUGGCUCCUUGCCCCCUGUAAAGUACAGCACCACAAGCAAAUAUCCUUGCAUUUAGUGCAGGCAUAGGCAAACUCGACCCUCCAAAUGUUUUGGGACUACAAUUCCCAUCAUCCCUGACCACUGGUCCUGUGGAUGAUGGGAGUUGUAGUCCCAAAACAGCUGGAGGGCCGAGUUUGCCUGUGCCUGACUUAGUGCUACAUCGGGUACAACCCACAAUGUGUAUUUUUAGAACUGUGAAUUUAUGUUUGCGGUGCGACUGCAUUUGGGGUACUGUGUGCAGUUCUGGUCCCAAAAGAGGAGACUGUAGAGUUGGGAAAAAGUUCAGAAAAGGAGAACCGUAAUUAUCCUCACCUCUGCCACCGGGCGCGGCUUGGCUCGCUCUUUUUUUUUUUUUUUAAUAAUAAUUUUUAUUAAAGUUUCAAUCAAAAAUUAAACAACCAAAAAAAGAAAAGAAAAACAUCAAAAAAACCACACACAAAUACACCAUACAAAUCUCAAAGAGAAAAUAAAAAAAACACAAAAGACAAAAAUCAACAAUAAAAAAAGAACAUAACAAUUAAAAAAACAAUAUCUCUUUUCCAUUUCCGUCUUUAAAUUUGCUUAUUUUCUGGACUUCCUCAUACCUCCCUCUUUUGUAUUCCAAUCCAAAUUGUUUGUCCAGCAAUUUCUUUUCCACUUUUUUAAUCCCAGUCUUUAAUUUAAUAUAAUAUUGAAAUAUAUAACUUCAACUUCUUUAAACCUAAUCUUUAGUCUUAAUGUAAUAUAACAUUAAAAUUUUACCUCUUAAUUGUCAAAUUUCCAUUUCAUUAAACAUCUUUAAUCCUAAUCUUUAGUCUUGAUCUAUCAUUAACCUUAACCUGUACAGCUGGAAACCGCUUAUUUUCAGUCCAACAUCACUCUAACAUUCUUUAAUUUUGCAAUGUUUCUGAAGAUAGUCUUUGAAUUUCUUCCAAUCUUCCUCCACCGACUCUUCUCCCUGGUCACGGAUUCUACCAGUCAUUUCCGCCAGUUCCAUAUUUGGCUCGCUCUCUCGAGCCACACGUCUCUGCGUGCAAAACAUUAACCGGUCUGACGUGACGUUGCAGGUCCGCUCCUGGAUGGACGAGGAGAGCAGUAACCAGGGGCUGUUGGUCACUGUGCGGUCCCUCGGUGGGGCACCCCUAGACGAUGGAGCCGUGCAGUUCGCGUCGGGCAGAGAUCACCACGAGAGCAAAAGGCCCAUGCUGGUUUUGUUCACUGACGACGGGCGUCGAGGGGCCCUGUUGCCCAGCAACCCCUUCUUAGGUGAGUAAAGAAAUACGUGUUUUUGUCUAUCGGUGUGGCAGGAUCAAGGACAUUGCUGUAAUAAAAGGGGACAUAAAAGACUGUAGCAUCUGUAGUGAACUUGGAAUAAUGCACACACCCCACCGAUUUUUUAAAUUCAUUUUAUAACACAAAUAAACAACACAAACAGAAAAACCAACAAUACAAACAAAUUCUUGUCUUGUCCUUUCCGCCCCGCAAACAUUGUUAGGUGGGCUUCCCCCAAUCCCCCCAUCUGAUUUUCAUUUUACCUCAUCUUUAGCAGUUACAUAUAUCAUAAUUUCCACCCAUAUUUUUUUUAUCGCACUUGCUUUAACCAUAAAAAAUAUUCACAUUUUAUUACUUACAGAUAAUACUGUUUAAAAAUACACUAUCUCCUACUUCUAACCCUACAGCCUAUAUCCACUUCCAAAGCUAUUCUAAGAUUUAAAUAUUAACAUUUCCCCCCCCCCCAAAUAUUCCUUAAAUUUCUUCCAAUCUUCUUCCACCGUCUCUUCUCUCUGGUCUCGGAGUCAGUUCGGCAAGUUCCAUAUAGUCCAAGGAAUAAUGCAUUUUCAUCACCUAGUUUCCAUCGUACGCUCAUGUCCUCCACACCCCUUGACAUUUGAAAUAUCCAUUUUCAGGACACACCUUAUUCCCGUGACUGUAAUUUUUCAGCAGACCACCCAAGAGUGACUCUGAUGGUCAAGAAGGCCGUUUUCUGCAUGUGCUGUAGAGAGAAGGGAAGGGAAAGUGGGGGUCAUCCACCUGGGAAGGUAGAUCAUCCAGAACAGCCUUUCUCAACCUGUGGGUCCCCAGAUGUGGUUGGACUACAACUCCCAUCAUCCCUAGCUAGCAAGGCCAGAGCUCAGGGGUGAUGGGAGUUGUAGUCCAACAUUGGGGGACCCACAAGUUGAGAACUGCUGAUCUAGAAGGAAAAGUCUGGUCCUAAAUCUCUGCUGUGAGAAGACAAGGCUCAGAAGUAAACCCUGGGCCUUCACAAAUCCAGAGCAGAGUCCCUAAGAUGGUUGUGAAGCUCCUUCCGGCAAUUUCUGCGGCCAAACUGGUGCCAAAAGUCUUGCUCUGCUUUCCUUUGGUCCACAUCGGGGGGGGGGGGGUCCUUGUGCCCCAGGGAGGUCAUUUCACCAUUUCACCUUCAGAGGUGCAAUUCCAUUCUCUCUCGAGACAGGUGGAUGCCAACAACACUUUAAACUUUAUUUUGCAACGUGGCACUUUUUAAAUGACUGCGAGAGGGCGGCAUCUAAACGUUUUCGGAAAGAUAAGCAAACAUUAAUCUACUCAACUGGCCUUUCAUGCUACUCACAGCUGUCCAUGGAGGCACAGGUCAAUUCUGUGUCUACCAGCUCCAUCUGGUACGCAGGCUAAGACCCUCCCUGCCCAUGGACUGUCUUGCCAGAGUGGUGCAUGCUCUAGUUAUCUCCUGCUUGGACUACUGCAAUGCGCUCUACGUGGGGCUACCUUUGAAGGUGACCCGGAAACUGCAAUUAAUCCAGAAUGCGGCAGCUAGACUGGGGACUGGGAGCGGCCGCUGAGACCAUAUAACUGGUCCUGAAAGACCUACAUUGGCUCCCAGUACGUUUCCGAGCAUAGUUCAAAGUGUUGGUGCUGACCUUUAAAGCCCUAAACAGCCUUGGUCCAGUAUACCUGAAGGAGCAUGUCCACCCCCAUCAUUCUGCCCGGACACUGAGGUCCAGCUCUGAGGGUCUUCUGGCGGUUCCCUCCCUGCGAGAAGUGAGGUUGCAGGGAACCAGGCAGAGGGACUUUUCAGUGGUGGCGCCUGCCCUGUGGAACUCCCUCCUGUCAGAUGUCAAGGAAAUAAACAACUCUCUGACUUUUAGAAGACAUCUGAAGGCAGUCCUGUUUGGGGAAGUUUUUAAUGUUUGAUGUUCUAUUGUGCUUUUAAUAUUCUAUCGGGAGCCGCCCAGAGCGGCUGGGGAAACCCAGCCAGAUGGGCGGGGUAUGAAUAAGAAAUUAUUAUUAUUUUUAUUACAACUACGAUCUCGUUCUCUCCUGCUUAGAACUGUCACAUCAGAAUGUUGCCCUUCCUGGGCACCUGGCGGCCCCCAAAUCCAACGGCACGCGGACCCCUCGCUCAGUGGACAACCAGCUCCCUUGCCAGAGGCUCCCGCUCUCCGUGGACUUUGAGGAAAUCGGGUGGUCUGGCUGGAUCAUCUCCCCCCGGGGGUACAACGCCUACCAUUGCAAAGGUUCCUGCCCCUUCCCACUGGGGGAGAACAUGAGGCCCACAAACCACGCCACUGUCCUCUCCAUCAUCAACGCCCUGAAGCUGAGCCAGGAAGUCAGCGGCCCCUGCUGCGUGCCGGACAAGUUGUUCUCCAUCAACCUGCUAUACUUUGACGACGAUGAAAACGUGGUGCUUAAGCAGUACGACGACAUGGUGGCGGGGAGCUGCGGCUGCCACUGA